UCUUUGAGCCGAGGGCCAGCUAGGCCUCUGUUACUGCAUGGCCCGAGGGGCUUCAUCCAAGGGCCUCACCCCUUCGACCCCUCCUCGACUGGCUCCUGGGCCCUCUUACAGUUUAAAGGGCUCUGAGUGGGGGAAGAGGCCAGAAAAACCGAAGAGAAAAUACGCCGUCCGGCCAAGUGGUGUGCGGGGCCCUGUCCCCUCCUCCGAUUGGCUAGGGUUGUCCUGUUCCCUGUCUGUGAUUGGCUGCUCCCACAAAGAUGCCGCCGGCGAGCUCAUUGGCUCCGGCCUUGUGGGCGGGGCCUCGGAAUCCUGCAGGAGAAACCAAGGAGCUGGGUGCUGCUGAGGCCUUGGUCUCCGAGCCGGCGCCUUCAGUGGCUCCGCCUGGUUUUAUUCAUAUUCUGAGGAGGGUGUGACAGGAGCCAUGGAUCCCGCAGCAUUGGUGGAAGCCGUUGUAGAAGAAGUGGCCUGUCCCAUCUGCAUGACCUUCCUGAAAGAGCCCGUGAGCAUCGACUGUGGCCACAGCUUCUGCCACAACUGUCUCUCUGGACUCUGGGAAGUCCCAGGAGAAUCCCAGAACUGGGGUUACUCGUGUCCCCUCUGCCGGGCUCCCGUCCAGCCAAGGAACCUGCGGCCUAAUUGGCAGCUGGCCAACGUGGUAGAAAAAGUCCGACGGCUAGGGCUGCAUCCAGGAAUGGGGCUGAAGGGUGACGUGUGCGAGACCCACGAGGAGCAGCUAAAGAUGUUCUGCAAAGAGGAUGGCCUGAUCGUGUGCGAGGCCUGUGGCCGGUCCCCCGAGCACGAGGCCCACAGUGUCGUGCCCAUGGAGGAUGUCGCCUGGGAUUAUAAGUGGAAACUCCAUGAGGCUUUGGAACAUCUGAGGAAAGAGCAAGAAGAGGCCUGGAAGCUGGAAGUUGGUGAGAGGAAACGAACUGCAAACUGGAAGAUACAGGUGGAAACCCGCAAGCAGAGCAUCAUAUGGGAGUUUGAGAAGUACCGGCGAUUACUAAAGAAAAAACAGCCACCAGGUCGGCGGCUGGAAGUAGAGGCCGCCGCCGCUCUGGCCAGCCUGGAGCAGGAGGAAGGGGAGACCACGCAGAAACUGGGGGUGAGUCACAACGCACUCAUCCAGCAGAGCCGGGUCCUGUGGAGGAUGAUCGCAGAGCUGGAAGAAAGGUCUCAGAGGCCUGUCCGCUGGAUGCUGCAGGGUAUUCAGGAAGUCUUAAACAGGAGCAAGUCUUGGAGCCUGCAGAGACCAGAACCAGUCUCGCUGGAGCUGAAGACGGACUGCCGUGUGCUGGGGCUCAGAGAGAUCCUGAAGACGUAUGCAGCGGAUGUGCGGCUGGAUCCAGACACUGCUUAUUCUCGCCUCAUCGUGUCUGAGGACAGAAAAUGCGUGCGCUAUGGAGACACCAAGCAGAAGCUGCCCGACAAUCCUGAGAGAUUUUACCGCUACAAUAUCGUCCUGGGCAGUCAGUGCAUCUCCUCGGGUCGGCACUACUGGGAGGUGGAGGUGGGAGACAGGUCUGAAUGGGGCCUGGGAGUGUGUAAGGAAAAUGUAGACCGGAAGGAGGUGGUCUAUUUAUCCCCCCACUACGGAUUCUGGGUGAUCAGGCUGAGGAAGGGCGAUGAGUACCGGGCAGGCACCGACGAAUACCCACUCCUGUCCUUGCCCGUCCCUCCCCGCCGGGUGGGAGUCUUCCUGGAUUACGAGGCCCAUGAUAUCUCCUUCUACAACGUGACUGACAGCGGCUCCCACAUUUUCACUUUCCCCCACUAUCCCUUCCCUGGGCGCCUCCUGCCCUAUUUCAGUCCUUGCUACAGCAUCGGAGCCAACAACACCGCUCCCCUGGCCAUCUGCUCCCUGGACGGGGACGACUAAGAGAGCCACCAUUUUACCCAGAGGCCUUGGAAUGUCGCCUGGCCCGCAGGGGUCUUGGAGGACCCUGCCCCUGAUGAGUGUCCCCUGGAACUGAGCUGAGCCUGGAACCCAGGGAUCCCUCUGCCUGACCCAGUGGUGUGUCGCUACCGGGCCAGUCUCCCACUAAACCACUCAUGUUAAGAAGCUGAGGCUCGGCAAAAGGAGCAUCGCACCCCCGCGGGAGGUAUGACAAGGCUUUUGGUGAGGAUCACAGCGGCGCUAAGGACCAGGAUAGUGCUUUCUGCAGGUCACGCCCCUCUUCCCCAUCCCUGUCAGUGCCAUAAUUCAGUGAGGGUGAUGAAUUAGAUCCGAUCUUCAGGAAACCCAUUGGGUCAGGUUUACCGACAAGCCAGAAGAAUACUGUCCGUGUCCAGAGCUGGUUGCUGUGCUGAUAGCAGCAGGAGGAUGCUUCACCUGAGGUGUACUGAGGUGCCUCUGAGCACCCAUAUUUCACCCCAACUCUCUGACCUCCCAGCUAGAGAAAUGCAUCACCAAUUGCCCAGACCGCCCCAGUGGCCAUCUCCUCUCUGAGCACAAGCUGGGCAAGUCACUAAUCUCAGACUGUAAUGAGACCUGUGUCCUGGUCCUGCCCUUCUCUCUAAAUGUCAGAAUCGGAAAACCUGUGCGCCUUGUUUCUCUUUUCACUUCAUGGAUGAAGAGACUGAAAUGGCCUUAGUGCAGUCAGUUAUUUCUAACAAAGCUGAUGGAAAGAAGAGUGUAUAGAUUAUAAAGUAUUUCUCACAUUCAAAUGAAACCAGACUGGCAAACUCACUUCUCAGGUCACAUGUCUGCAUAUCAUUCAUUACAUUCAGGUCUGAAACACCCCAAUGUUUGAAAGAUUUUAAGUGUCCUCAAUGGGAAAAUGGGUAUAGUAACUGCAUACUCUCCUACCUCGCAGGAUUGUUGUGAAGAUCUCAGUUCCAUCCCGUACUUUUGUUCCUUUCUCAGGGACAGGGAAGGCAAGCCAUGGAUUUUGCCUGUGGUGGCAACCUUCCCAUCUCACCUUUUUACAACAUCUUUGCAGCACUGCCUUAGCUUCUUAGGGCCUCUCCUGACAGUCCUGUCCUUUUAGACCAAAAGAUACCCAUGCCCUGGCCAACUCCAGGCCACGGUAAUAUAUUGAGCCUCUAUUAUAUGUGUUUGUCUUUGGGUUAGAACAGGGACUGUGACAUUAGGGUAGAGAAUGGAAAUAAUACAAAGACAAAUGUAAAACAAAUGCACUGAAAGGAAGGCUCACCCACAAGCUCGUUGGGCUAAAGUUUGGAUCUUUGUCACCAAGGGAAUCUUCAUGGUUCUGGUAAAUAUUCUGCCUUUCUCUUCCCUAAAUCUGUGACAGAAGGAAUAAAGCAGGAGGGAGGUGUGGGGAGGAAGAAUAGGACUAGGCAGAAAAAGCCAUAUAUGAUAAUGAAAGGGAAUUAAGACCGUAUAUCUGGGCUAUUGGCCCUUCAGAGUGAUUGUUGUGUGUGACGAAAAUAAUUCAUUACCGGUCUUAAAAGUGUGAUGUGGGAAUGAUUGUGCUGGAAACAAACUGUAAAGCAAGCAUAUGAGAACUAUGGGUUUUGCCUGUUGUGAGGGGCUACAAUAUAUACAUUAUGUAUUGUCACUGUGAUGCUGUGUAACACAACCUCUGAUGUAGUCUAAGCUUGAAAGUAGUGACUGUUGAGUUAGGAUUGGGCAGCAAAGUAGAUACUAGGUUAGGUACAGGCAGAAGCAAAAUCAUUCCUGUAAUAAAGAAUAGCAAAAAUUGUCUUUCUACCUUAAUUGUGUUGGUUGUUCACAUAUGAAGGAGGUGAAACAGGCCAAAGUGGAGAAAUAAACUCAUUCCUCCCACCAUGCUUCCAAGUUGCUCCUUGAGCAUUAGCAGUAGAAGGGGAGAACUUGCUAUCAUCCGCCUGGAGGGAAAUGAACUGGUAAGUCACAGACCUGGUAUUGGCAAAGGGCUGAACAGACCUACAUUAGAGGGACCAUAUAUCUUUGUGUGUGUAGGGGAGCAGGGCAGGGCACGGGGACUCCCUGGGGAAGUGUGUAUAGACUUGAGAAAUAGAUCUUUAGGAAGUGCUUCCAGCUAUGUCCAUGGAAACUUAACAGAGAGUCUAGGAACUGCAUCAGUGUUCUUUUCUGUGGUUUUAUUAGGCCAAAUCUUGGAAGGUUCCUAAAAAAGAGAAUUAUUAGGUGAUAAAUUCAUUCAAACCUAGAAUGAAUUAAGGAGUGGAAUGACAUUAUUUGUAAUUUGUUCUUUGGGUUUUUUGUUUUUACAUUUAUAAGCUGAUUUGGGUGCUGUGAUUACUUGUUAAAAGAAUUACAAGGUUAAAUAUAUUAUGUGUUAUCAUAAUGUCUGAUUUUUAAGACCAGGCAAAAAGAUAAAAGGUCUUAAGUGUAUGAAAAUCCUUUUCUCUAGGGUAGUUGCUUACACUUCCUUUCUAAGAACAAGAACCUUAUUUGUCUGCUUCACCAUUGUAGCCCAAGUCUAGCAUUGUGUGUGUGUGUGUGUGUGUGUGUGUGUGUGUGUGUGUGUG
Molecule: messenger RNA, 4434 nt
Organism: Orcinus orca (killer whale)
Lineage: Eukaryota; Metazoa; Chordata; Mammalia; Artiodactyla; Delphinidae
Gene: TRIM68
Product: tripartite motif containing 68
Exons: 7
Coding region: 422-1879 (485 amino acids)
Molecular function (GO): zinc ion binding; protein binding
Source: RefSeq, a predicted model, not a curated record